AUGUCCUACCAGACGCCUGGUACCUUCGCAAGGGCGCCCAACCCUAGAUCUCCAGUCGCCCGAAUGACCGAAGAGGAUUCACAGAACGAUGAUGGAAGGGCUUCUGGCCGACAGCGGGCCACCUCGCGGCUCAAUGGGACGCAUGCUCAAGACCACGUUGUUUCCUUUGCCAGUACCGACAGACCUGCCCCGACCUCGCCGAAGACUGAGUCAGAUGUCGGGCACAUGUUAGAAGACAUCAAAACCCAUUUAGCCGAACAGAGGACAUUCAUGCAGCAACUAUUGAACGAACAGCUAGCCGCCAUGCAAGAACAGACUCAAAUCCUACGUAGUAUCUCUACUCGCCAGGCUGGACAAGAUAACUCGACACGGCCUAUCCCCCAGGUCCCGCUGCGAAAUGCUGGCGCCUGGAACCCUCUACUCAAAUCUACAUUGAGUCAAAUUGCACCGAUCAUGGACCGCUGGCGCGGGGGAUUGGACACUUUGCUCAUCUUCGUUGGUCUGUUCUCCGCUAUCGUGACAACGUUCCUUGUGGAAUCAUUGGGUGACCUGCAAGUCGACCAGGGCGAGCGAACAAACGAGAUUCUCGCCAACAUAACUGAGAUUCUCGUGUCUCUCGCUGGGCCCGCGGGUGCGGGAGGGUUGACGGUGACGCCAACUGAAGAGGUCUUCUCUCCAAGCUCGGAUGUUAUCCGCGUGAACAUAUUUUGGUCACUAUCUCUGAUUCUUUCGCUCUCCCUCGCCGCGUUGGCCGUUGUCGGCCGCGCAUACCUGUUCAAACUGACCCGCCCGGAUGGCGAUAGCGUCACUCGCUUAACCGACAUCCACCAGCGGUGGAAAGGCGCUCAGACACUACUCGGGCCUUGCGUAGAGUUCCUGCCGCUGCUGCUCGUUGUCCCGGUGAUCCUAUUCAUCAUAGGAUUUCUGGACAACCUGAUCGUCAGCGCGCUCCAAGCCACCGCAGUUGUUUGGCCCGUUCUCAUAGCGGCUAUCGUUGCCUGCGUCAUUGUAGCCCUUGUGGGCUGUCUGAUGGUGUAUUCCUUUGUGCAUGGUGUGACACGCCCUCACGAGUCGCCAUUCCAUAUCGGAGGGCAUCAUCAUCCUGCUAUAGAGGAUGAGUCCACGGUACAUGCGAAUAUUGUGGCAUAUCAUCACACAAUCCAGCGUACCUACGACGACGAGGUUUUGGACCAGGCUGCAGCUGCUUUGAAGGCCAUAUUGCAGAAUUCCGUCCCAUGGAUGGGUGUGCCAGGGAUGCAUGGGGAGUGGCCAUCCUCAGUGGUCUCUGCACUGGAGCUGGAUACCUUUCUGCACUUGCUAUCACCAGAAUCAAGCAUCAGAUGCAACAUCACUGUUGCUAAUAUGCUUGUUGAGAGUGAGGUCAAUUUCCUGGAGAAAUGCAUAUCUCCGAAGCAGAAGGCCCAGCUUCUUUCAGCCUUGCUGAAGGCCAUAGAAGUCAGUCGUUGGCAAAACAGAGAUAUCAGGUAUCUGUUGGACUCACCAUUGCUAUCAGCUAUGGCAGUAAUUGUCCAAAGCACCUGGGUUUUGGCACUCAAGAAGCUCAAUCUUGCUGACCAGUGUGUGGUCAACAAUACUUUGAUCAUGGGACCCAAGUCCAUCCUUGUGUUGCUCACUGCCAACACUGCACAUCCAGCCAGCCACAGCAUGGAUGAUAUGUAUAUCUACGAUGUCAACAUCAGUGUUGCCAAAUUUGCACAUUCUGUCUUGCAGGCACUACUUCAUGCCUCUUCAGAUAGAAUCCAUGAUAUUUUUCUUGAGGCAAGAUAUACAUUGCACAUCAUUGGACCAUAUCCUACAGUAACAACUCCAACCCUUGCUGCACUAUCACAAGCCUUUGGAGAUGACGAUGUAUUUCAUGCACAAUUCUUCCCAUUGCUUUUGAUGCUACUCCAUGGAUUUGUCUUGUAUAAGAACACUGCUGAUGGCACAAGCUUCAAUAGGAUGACCAAUACUGCCAUUUCCUGGUUGCUUAUGAAGCCAGGAGAGUGGUUGACAUCCAAUUUCAGGCUAUUAUCAUCAAAGCCUUUAUUGUCAUUGUCAUCAUUCUCAGACCCAAUUCUCAAUCAUCGGUUGUUAAAGACAAUUGAAAGACUAUGCCAUCAGGAUGUUCCCAAUGGCUAUGGGGUUGCUGGGCAAUUCAUAAAAAAUGUUCUCAACUCAGAUUGCCAAGAGGUCAUUGUAUGUCCGAAGUCUGCAAAGGAGCUUGUUCCACUCCCCUCAAUCCUCUUCUGCCAAGUCAUUGAGCAAUUCUUGAGGACAAUGAGCUUUGCUCAGCAUACCAAACUGGCAAAGAGUCAGCAAAGUCUUCAGUCUGUUGUUGAGAUGAUCCUUGAGUGGACCAUGAUAGAGGUAUUGCCAGAAAUAGCACAACCCUUCAUCAAGAAUAUUGUGCCGGUUGUGAUUGGGCUGCUUGAGCUAGUACCAAUAACUGAAAAGCUUGAGCUAAUAAGUGCCCUCAUGUCUGUCAUGCGUACAAAACAUGGAUGGGACCAGCUAUCAUUGGUGUCAACUGUGAAUUUGAUUCAGGCAUAUCUUACUGUGAUUGAGGGAUUACAUACUGGACCAGUUCUUGAAUCAGUUGAUCACAUCACUGCACAAAGGAUCAGCUCAGCUCUAAGACACCUGGAUAUGGAGCUACAGGACUUGUUUUCAAAUGUGUCUUCACCUAAGAUUAUUGCACUUUGUCAGAAGCUGUCUCUGAGUUUAGCCAAGGUUAAGCUGUAA
Pleurotus ostreatus (oyster mushroom) is the source of this 2745-nucleotide messenger RNA. RefSeq lists its product as uncharacterized. The record is from RefSeq and is a predicted model, not a curated record. Bases 1 to 2745 code for a protein of 914 amino acids. NCBI's taxonomy places the organism in Eukaryota, Fungi, Basidiomycota, Agaricomycetes, Agaricales, Pleurotaceae. The transcript has 7 exons.